AUGGCAUCGGCACUCUUCUUCCUCGACUUGAAGGGCAAGACCCUCCUUGCCCGAAAUUAUCGAGGUGAUAUUCCCAUGUCGGCAGUCGAGAAGUUCCCUGUCCUUCUGAGCGAAGCCGAAGAAGAAUCAUCUGCAGUGCCACCCUGCUUCUCACACGAAGGCAUCAACUAUCUAUACAUCCGACACAACAACCUCUACCUUCUUGCUCUGACGAAACGAAACACCAACGCCGCCGAGAUCCUCCUCUUUCUACACAAGGUCGUCGAAGUCUUUACAGAGUAUUUCAAAGCGCUAGAAGAAGAGUCGAUUCGCGACAACUUCGUUAUUAUAUACGAGCUGCUGGAUGAGAUGAUGGAUUUUGGCUACCCUCAGACCACUGAAUCCAAGAUCUUGCAAGAGUACAUCACACAGGAGUCGCACAAGUUGGAGGUACAAGCACGGCCACCCAUCGCAGUCACGAAUGCCGUCUCAUGGCGGUCCGAGGGAAUACGGUACAGGAAGAACGAGGUGUUCUUGGACGUCAUUGAGAGCUUGAAUUUGCUGGUUUCUUCAAACGGCAAUGUCUUGCGCUCCGAAAUUCUGGGUGCUGUCAAGAUGAAGUGCUAUCUGUCUGGGAUGCCAGAGUUGCGGUUGGGUCUGAACGACAAGGUCAUGUUCGAGACGACAGGGAGAACGACACGAGGCAAGGCUAUAGAAAUGGAGGACGUCAAAUUCCACCAGUGUGUGCGGUUAUCACGCUUCGAGAACGACCGGACCAUCUCCUUCAUUCCCCCCGAUGGCGAAUUCGAGCUCAUGAGUUACCGGCUGAACACCCAAGUCAAGCCCCUGAUCUGGGUCGAGUGUGUGGUUGAGAGCCAUUCAGGUUCGCGAAUCGAAUACAUGCUGAAGGCAAAGGCGCAGUUCAAGAGAAGGAGUACAGCCAACAACGUCGAGAUCAUUGUGCCUGUGCCGGAUGAUGCUGACUCACCCCGGUUUCGAACGAACAUCGGGAGUGUCCACUAUGCCCCUGAGCAGAGCGCCAUCGUGUGGAAGAUCAAGCAAUUCGGUGGCGGGAAGGAGUUCCUCAUGCGGGCUGAACUGGGGCUCCCUAGUGUGAGAGGAGACGACGAGCAUGGUGGAGGUAUGACUGGUGGAUUCGGUGGAAGUAUGGGUGGGGUCAGUGCUGGCAAGGGCGCCAAGCGACCGAUCCAGGUCAAGUUUGAGAUCCCCUAUUUUACGACAAGUGGUAUCCAGGUGCGAUAUCUGAAGAUCACAGAACCCAAGGUAUGUCUUUCCUCAUCUCGAGGAGUUCUUCGGCGGCCCGGCACCGGCACCCCGCCCUACGCCAUCCUCUCCCACACCUGGGGCGACCAGGAGGUGACCUUCCAGGACUGGGAGCGCGUUGACAGCGCCGUGAAGCGCAAGGCCGGUUACGCCAAGAUCGUGGGCGCCUGCCGCCGCGCCCACGCCGACAAGCUCAAUUACCUGUGGUGCGACCCCAACUGCAUCGACAAGCGCAGCUCGGCCGAGCUGACCAAGGCCAUCAAUAGCAUGUUUUGGUUGGUAUCGCGACUCGCAGGUCUGCUAUGCGUACCUGGCUGA
Molecule: messenger RNA, 1581 nt
Organism: Anthostomella pinea
Lineage: Eukaryota; Fungi; Ascomycota; Sordariomycetes; Xylariales; Xylariaceae
Source: the annotation of a GenBank genome assembly